CUCCUGUUCUUGCCACAUAGGAAUUUCCUUUGGUCGAAGAUCGUUUGCUGACACCAUCCUGUUGCUCUAGCAUCGUUCGGUCUGAUUCCUGUGUAACACGUAGAGUCAUAAAAGUAGAGUCAUUUUCUCAGCCAUGUUACCAUGGAAACAAUCACUGAAGCCAGUGAACUUCCAGAUACAGUCCAAAAUAUCACAGAUGACAUCCUAUUGGGCACAUCCCCUGGACCUCCUUUAUACCUUUCCCCGCUGUUUAAGCGACCCUCUUCGACUCUAUCUCCUGGACAUGCAGCCAUCUUGGAAAUGCAUGCUAACAGCCAGUCAAAUGCUAUAAUUUAUGUUAUGGUAGUCUUGGGUCUCUACAUUCUGGGAAUGAGUAUCGUCGUUAUCAAGUACAUCCGCACAGAACGAUAUGAAGCACGACUCACCCGUUUAUUUCACAACCUUGUGCAAAGGGACCACUUUUUCAGACUGUCUAGACGGCGGUCAUCCCUUCCUAAGUGUGCUCCAGGAAUACCAACGAACAUAGAGGACGACCUUCCCCUCUCUCCUAUCAUUCAUAUACCAGAUAUCACUUCCACGAUACCAACACCGGACAUAAGUGAUCACAUGGAAGAAGAAAGCAAGGUUUGAUGAAAAGAACAUGCAUUUGUUCAAGAGGUUAUGAAACACUUAGAGAUUCUGAACAUCAGAUUAUUACCAAAAUUAGAUAAAUACUCUAGCGCUGUUUGCAAAUGGUGGAAGCUUGUUUAGACUGGAAUUAAAGGAUAUGCCAUAUCUAAUAAUUGUUUAAUUCUUGUGUUGCGUUUGAUGUAACGCAUUUUGAUGUAAACCCCGAGGACUACAUUUCCUUUUUUGAAAUGCAUUCCAUCAGACUAAUAUACGAUGGAUUUUUGAUGUCACUGUACCACAGUCACCCUCACCAAACCAGUUCUAACUGGCUCACUAUCCCGUCCAAUCACUUUGUACAAAGUAGCAUACUUAUUCCACUGAAUUUUCCUCACUUAAUAAUCGAACAAAUACUUAGGCUACUAAUAUGCAUGAAUAUUUAAAAAAAUAUAUCUGUUUUGCUUUCAGUAGAAUUUAAUGAGUAUCAAAGAGAGUUUAAAAUGUGUCGUGUCUGUCACUUAUAUUUCCAACAACUUUCUUAGAACAUCAGAAAGCUGCAUAUAUCAUGUUAAAACUUUUCAACAAGUAUUUUUAUCCAGGGAACAAUAUUCUGUGACGCUAUGAAAUACAUAACUUUGAGAAGAUCUUGAAAUGAACAACGAACAAACUUGGUAAAAUAGCGAACUGAAUUCACAGUAUCCUUGUUAAAGGAAUUGCUUGUAAUGUGUAUCAAUUUAUAAAGAUAUUGAGAAAUCUUAUCAACUAUUAUACAAGUAAUUGAUGAAGAGUUAUUAAAUGCUGUAUUUUUAUACGUGCAAUUAAAUGAAUUUAUACUCAUAUUCUUUCAAAGUAUUCGAAAGUGAAUACCUGUUUUCUAUCAAAAUGAUAAUUGGCAGCUUAUGGUACAUAACAAUAGAAUUUAUACUAAUAAUAGAGGAGAUAAUAUUAUGUGCAUGAGUUUAAACUGAAAC
This is a messenger RNA of Argiope bruennichi, 1577 nucleotides long. RefSeq lists its product as uncharacterized. The coding region runs from base 142 to 630 and encodes 162 amino acids. The record is from RefSeq and is a predicted model, not a curated record. Lineage: Eukaryota; Metazoa; Arthropoda; Arachnida; Araneae; Araneidae. The transcript has 3 exons.